GGGGCGGGGUGAUUCUAGAGGGAGAGUGCGUGGUGCCGUGUGCAAACCGCGUGUGGCGCAGCCAGAAGGGACGCGGAGCGGGCGGGCAGAGCCGCGUGAGCGGAGCUGACUGUCGUCCGGGCGGGCGACUGCCGCAGCGGAGUGAGGGGCCGCAGGUAACCUGCAGCCAUGAGCAGCAAUGAGUGCUUCAAGUGUGGACGUACUGGCCACUGGGCUCGGGAGUGCCCCACUGGAAUUGGCCGUGGUCGUGGGAUGAGGAGCCGUGGCAGAGCAGGCUUCCAGUUCAUGUCCUCAUCUCUGCCGGACAUCUGCUACCGCUGUGGUGAGUCUGGCCAUCUUGCCAAGGACUGUGAUCUUCAGGAGGAUGAAGCCUGCUAUAACUGCGGUAGAGGUGGCCACAUUGCGAAGGACUGCAAGGAGCCCAAGAGGGAGAGAGAGCAGUGCUGCUACAACUGUGGCAAACCUGGCCACCUGGCUCGUGACUGUGACCAUGCAGAUGAGCAGAAGUGCUAUUCCUGUGGAGAGUUUGGACACAUUCAGAAAGACUGCACCAAAGUGAAAUGCUAUCGGUGUGGUGAAACUGGCCAUGUAGCCAUCAACUGCAGCAAGACCAGCGAAGUCAACUGCUACCGCUGCGGCGAGUCAGGGCACCUUGCACGGGAAUGCACAAUUGAAGCUACAGCCUAAUUAUUUUCCUUUGUCGCCCCUCCUUUUUCUGAUUGAUGGUUGUAUUAUUUUUCUCUGAAUCCUCUUCACUGGCCAAAGGUUGGCAGAUAGAGGCUACUCCCAGGCCAGUGAGCUUUACUUGCCGUGUAAAAGGAGGAAAGGGGUGGAAAAAUCAACUUUCUGCAUUUAACUACAAAAAUGUUUAUGUUUAGUUUGGUAGAGGUGUUAUGUAUAAUGCUUUGUUAAAGAACCCCCUUUCCGUGCCACUGGUGAUAGGGAUUGAUGAGUGGGAAGAGUUGAGUCAGACCAGCAAAAACCCUCUCUGGGUUACAUGGAAGUGAUCCUAUGCAGGAGGAAAGAAAAUUCUGGAAGUGUCUAAACUUCCUCAUAACUUUUAUUACAAUGGCCUUGGACUGUCUGACCUCAGUAGCUGUUAACACCAAGUAAUACCUGUAUCGGGCCCUACCUAGAGCAUAUAGCUGAGUGGGAGUAAACAAACAAGAUGCACAUGCCUGUUAAUGGCCAUGAGAGAGAGAGAGAGAGAAAUCAGGAAUAAACUUAAAAGUAACAGUAAUUCAGUCAAUGAAUGUUCAUGUUGGAGUUACAGAACGUUACGGGAAGCUUUUGAAUAAAUACGUCAAAGUCAAUCUGGAACCCAGACAUCAGUGCUCAUAGCAUAUACAAUUUGGAGCUAUUCAGGAGUUGCAAAUAAAUGCAUUUUCACAGAAAUCAAGAUGUUAUUUUUGUAUACUAUAUCACUUAGACAACUGAGUUUCAUUUGCUUGUAAUCAGUUUUUAAAGUAAGAUGGUAAAAGCAAUUGAAGUCCUAGAACAUAGAAAAUGUAAUUUUAAACUAUCAAUAAAGCUGGAGGAGGAAGGGGAGUUUGGCUAAAGUUCCUUUUGUUUAUUUUUGGUUUCAUGUACACAGUGCAAAAUAACAUAUUAAAAAGGGGUAUGUGGAGGUGUAAAAA
Molecule: messenger RNA, 1637 nt
Organism: Melopsittacus undulatus (budgerigar)
Lineage: Eukaryota; Metazoa; Chordata; Aves; Psittaciformes; Psittaculidae
Gene: CNBP
Product: CCHC-type zinc finger nucleic acid binding protein
Exons: 5
Coding region: 169-687 (172 amino acids)
Biological process (GO): positive regulation of cytoplasmic translation
Cellular component (GO): cytoplasm
Molecular function (GO): translation regulator activity; single-stranded RNA binding; zinc ion binding
Source: RefSeq, a predicted model, not a curated record